Molecule: messenger RNA, 4202 nt
Organism: Mizuhopecten yessoensis (Yesso scallop)
Lineage: Eukaryota; Metazoa; Mollusca; Bivalvia; Pectinida; Pectinidae
Product: thymidine kinase 2, mitochondrial-like
Exons: 10
Coding region: 14-907 (297 amino acids)
Cellular component (GO): mitochondrion; cytoplasm
Molecular function (GO): deoxynucleoside kinase activity
Source: RefSeq, a predicted model, not a curated record
CUGAUUGGUCUACAUGGGAAUAUCCUUUCUGUUUGGCACCAUGAAGAAGCAUGUGUUUGGCCUUCUUACUAAAGGCUUUGUCAGCACUGCGUUAGCAAGGGUUCAAAAGGUAGUUCCACCGACGAGAUCGCUAACGGUAUCUAUUAUGGGGAAGGCAAAUUGCAAGAAAACUCAAAAAUUGUCUCCGACGUUAUAUGGAGACCAUAUGACAGCGGCUUUAUCCACAAAUCCUGAUAAAGUGUUAACGAUUUGUGUGGAAGGAAACAUCGCAAGUGGGAAGACAACAUUCUUAGAACAUUUCAAGAAAUAUAGCGACGUCCAGGUGUAUGAGGAACCGGUUAAAAAGUGGAGGAAUGUAGAAGGACAUAAUGUUUUAGCAAAGAUGUAUGAAGACCCCGAGCGAUGGUCCUUGACGUUACAAACCUAUGUUCAGUUAACGAUGGUUGACAGACAUAUUCAAGUACCAGAACAACCGAUCAAAUUGAUGGAGAGGUCCAUUUUCAGCGCCAAGUAUUGUUUUGUGGAAAAUCUGUACAAAAGUGGUAAGAUGACGGCCAUGGAAUAUGUGAUUCUGACGGAAUGGUUUGAUUGGAUAAGAAAACACCAUGAUCUUAGUAUAGAUUUGAUUGUUUAUCUCCAAACGAAACCGGAAACAGUAUACGAAAGAAUUAUGAAAAGAUGUCGGAAAGAAGAAAUUACCAUUCCAAUGGACUACCUUUAUGCUUUACAUGAGCUGCAUGAAGACUGGCUGGUAGCCAAGACAAAGUUCCAGACAGACUGCCCCAUUCUAGUAAUUGAUGCUAACCAGCAGACAGAAGAAAUGAUAAAAAUUUACCAGGAAAAAAGCCAGGAAAUCUUGUUUCAUCAACCAGAAUCUAUACAACUGGAAUCGGCUGUAGGAACCUGAGUGUGCAGAUGGGAUGACAUGUGAACAAUAAUAAGUGGAAUUCUGUUCCUAGAACAAACAAAGGACACUGGAACUGUGUUUAUUCCCCCUUACAAAGAACAAUUGAAGCUGGAAGCUGUGAUUCUGUUUAUGUUUUCUAACAAGGGAACACCUGGGCCCCUUUCACAUAUCCGGUUCAACCAGUUUGUCUGUUUUCAAAUGAAACAUUUUCGGGUAUGAAACCUCGCGGACCUGCAAAUGUUUACGCACAGGCCUUGCAAGGCUUUGUCAAGAGGCUUGCCUGAAAGCAGCAUCAGAUUACUAGGUUCAACCUUAUUUCUUAAAUGAACAACUCUUGUCCAACCGGUUCAACUGUUUGGAUGGUAAUACACGAAAGCAUCCCAGGUUAUAGGUCUUUUUACCUUGACAAAGACAAAGAUAUAGUAUGUCUAGACUCGAAAAGAUGGACUCACCACUUACCCACCUGACAGCUCAGUUGGUUAGGGCAAUCCAUCUAGUGCUCGAAGGCUCUGGGUUCAAAUCCAGGUGUAGCUGUAUAUUAAAGGGAGAAUCUUGUGUACAUUUUUUUUAGUGCAUUUCAUAUUUGCUAUUUGGGAAAACUUGUUUCAAAGCUGUAUAAAUUUCAAGAAAGAAAUUUUUAAGAAAGACUACAUUUUCAAUUAAAUGAGACAAUUAAUCAUUAUAUUGAAAUUUUCUGUUUAAUACUUCAAAAAUACCUGGUUAAGACAUGUGAGCACAUAAUUGUUAUAUAUAUACAAUUUGCUGUGAAUCUUAAAAUGCUGCUGUCUUUAAAUUUAGAAAAUACAUGAGGUUGAUCAGAUAUUCUGAUGAGAGCAUCCUGAAAUUUGUAUCACAAAAUUUACUAGACAGGAUGUUUGAAAAAUUUAACGAAGGAUGAUCAGAAACCGUAGGUACUCAACAAUCACAGAACUGAUUUCUAGAGACCAAAAAAAUAUCACAAAACAAUUUGUUUUGAUGCAGUCAGUGUAUUGUCCUGACUCCUAGCGUAAUAGAUAAAUUUCCACCGUAAUGUUGUUCCUGGAUAUGAAAUCCUUAUUGAUCUGUGUUCAAGGCGGCAGUGUACAGUAAACACUGUUUAACCUGAAGUUAUACUAUGGUAGUAAAAUAUCCUUUCUUACAAGGUAUUACCAGGUCUCAUUUUACGUAAUUACUGACUGUCAACUACCUCAUCUGUCAAACUUGAUGACAACAGCAGGAAAAAAAAUGGAAAAAUUAAAAUCAUUUUUGAUUCAUUCGAAUUUAUAAUUUAGUGCAACACAACUUUACUGAUUUUUUUUUGUUAUACUGCCUACAUUUUGUCGUUAAGGAUUUAACAAUAUUUUAAUGUUAUAUUUUAAUGUUAUGAGGAUUUGUAAUGAGAGAAAAUAAAGAAAAAUUCAAUGUGAUCUUGAAAACCGUUUUAGUAGAAAGCAAGAGACAUAUAAUUUAAAUAAUUCCAACCUCUAAACACAUUAAGAAGUUGUUUUUUUACAAGAAAAAAUGCUUUUGUGCAAGUAGCCUUUUAUUAGGACACUUUAUGUGGUUAAAUUUAGGCAGUAUAUGUGAUAUUGAGGUUUUUACUGAUUUUCUUUUUCUUUCAACAUCCAACACUUCAUUAUACGUACCACCAAAAAACGUUCUUUUUGCAUCCAUCGUGUUUAGGUAGGUUUUAAUCUCAUUGCUAUACAUAUGUUGGUGCUGUCAGCAACUGGUUUAUACAAUUGAUCAGUGCAUUGAGAAUCUCAGAUUUUUUUUCUAGUUACGUUACGUCAAGUGUCACUGUGAAACAAAAUGUUGAACAAUUUUGUUACAGAUCAUUUAAUUUUGUGAUUUUUUUUUUUUCAUAUUUAUGUUUCAAGUAUUUUUAUUAUGGUAUGAAAAACCUGCUUUGAACAACUACAAAUGUAUAUUCUUUGUUAAAAUAUGUUUUGGGGAUUUUUUUUUUUUUUUAAAUUUUUGCUUGUGUUUAUGGACCAAUUUUAUAUUCCAUAAAGAAAACGUAAUAGAAAGUCCCAUACAAAUGUAAUUUGAUAUCAUUAAAUGUAAUUAUCAAUAAUAUAUAAUGUUUGACGUUUCUUUUAAAUGUGUUGGAAUAUUUAGUUAGCAUGUAGAUAUGCAUUUGUAUGUCGUGAUCCAUCCUUAUGAAUUUAGUUUACUGAAAAAUAAUAUCACACAAAAUAUGUGUUAAGCACAGUAUAAUAUAUUUAUUUCAUAAUUAUGGACAGAACUUACUUUAUUGGAGUGGGUUUAUGAGUUUUUAAACAUACCAAGGAAAAAGUCAAAUAGAUGUUAUCAUGUUUUUGUUGUUGUAAUGUACGCGUAAGAGAAAUAUUUUGAUAUAUGUUUUCUGAAGUUCUUUGUCGGUAUCUUAUUAUUUUAUAAUUUUUUAAUACCGGGGUAGCGAAAUAUAAAAAAAAGUUUCCUAUUAUAUCUAAUAGAUAAACGACAGGGGUUUUCAUGUAUGAGGUUAUAAGUUUAUAAGUAUGUAAACGUAUAUAUGGACGAAGGAAUAUUAAAGAAAUCAAUAAUCACAAGAAAAAGUUAUUACGCAUUUCAUGAAUUACUUCAUGAAAACCCUGUUGAUCACUCGACAGGACAAACGUAUAUAGCUUCCUGUGUGUAUUUCAUCCUCUACUUCUACCUGUAUAUCGUGUGUUUGUAUAAAAUGGUUUGUUGACCAGUCCAUAUGUACGAGUGUGAAAAUGUUGCAAUGACCCAAAAAACAAUCUUGCAACAGCUCUGCCAAAAAAUGGUGCUAGUGAUAAAAACAAGAACUUGUUUUCGUAAGAAUGAUUUUCUAGCGUGUAACUGUUUCCAAUAAAGUUGUCAUUGAUUCUUAUUGCAAGUAUUACCUGUAGAUGAUUUAAACAAUACAAAGCAUUAACCCUUUCACCCCUAGGUAACUUUAGUACCAUAUUGCAUUGAUCUGGAUGAGUCCAUUAUGGUCUACAGUGGUGAAAGGGUUUUAAUGAUAUCCAACGUCCCGUGUUCCGUUGUUCCAAAGAUUUGGUAGCACUCCGUGCAUGAGUUUCUAUUAAAUGGAAUUCAGAAGUCCGGCACAAAAAGUAAUCAAUGACCGCACACCUUGUGUGUCGAAACAUGUUUACAUCGUAAUAAACAUGGCUGAUCACCUUAUAGUGGAUGCUGUCCAGUUUAUCUGAUCUAUGGUUAAAACAAAUAUCAGUUAGAUGUAAGAAAUAUGUGAUUUAUUUCAGUGUUCAUUUAUAUUGUGAUAUUUUGUUGUAAAAUGUUGUAAUAAAUUGAUACGAUAUAUACCGGUAAAUAAAAUUGUAUA